Molecule: messenger RNA, 339 nt
Organism: Rodentolepis nana
Lineage: Eukaryota; Metazoa; Platyhelminthes; Cestoda; Cyclophyllidea; Hymenolepididae
Source: the annotation of a GenBank genome assembly
AUGCUCACCGCUGCAAGGCCCUUCCGAAAUAUCUGUUCCCUUCCAAGGUUUAAUAAGCUGUUUUUCUCUGGGGUGAAUCCCAAUAAUUUUAAUUUCUUGAUAAUAGGAGGGCCUGGCAGCGGAAAGGGGACCCAAUGCGAGAAGAUAGUGGAGAAGUAUAAAUUCAACCACCUCUCCAGUGGUGAUCUCCUGCGAGCUGAGGUCCAAUCUGGUUCCCCUCGAGGUAAAGAUCUUCAGGCCACUAUGGCGAAGGGAGAACUCGUUUCACUGCUUUUGGAGCAAUCUUGCACUGGGAAAUCACUUUCCUACCGAGCUUGUUUGUCGUAUUCAGUUUCAUAA